GCACUACUUUCAGAAUUGCACUCAAACUAUUAUGACCACAACGGUUCAUCAACCGCCACAAUCAGGACGGAGCUCGUUAGUCGGUACUGUGGUAGCACAGCGUGGUCGGGACUCGGGCCGUGGGGUUUAGUGUUUUGAUGAGAAAUGGAAACUCUGUGUGUGGGUCGAGCUAUGGAUCUGGCUCCGAAGGAAUGUGUCAGGCUCCGAGAGCUGAUGGGAACUGGGCGAUGAACCAGCUCGAAUCCAGUGUUUUCUUGGCGCCUCAGAAUUUCUGGUGGAUUCGUCGUGUCUCAGGAUUUGGGCAGACUUCAAAUGUGCGAUGACGGCCCCGAGGCAUGUGAAGAGGGUGGUGAAGAGCUCGAUCACCUGAAUGAUGUGCCAGCUGCAGUCGCGGUGCGGAGUGACGCCGCUAUGGAGUACAUGAGGACCUCUCCUCGAGCCUUCUGCUGUCAGUGCUGGACGAAAGCUGCUGUCAUCCGGUGAAGCAUGGCUGGUGUUCGGUUCCUUGCCGGCAUCGGGGUCGUCGGCGGGAUCUGCUCGACCAUCUCGGGACAAGGAGAGCUUAGACAAUAGUGCCGCAAUGUCGUGCAGCGUGGUGGAAGAUAUGUUUCGAGCGGCCAGGAGGCUUGGGCGUUCAGCUCAGUUCAGUGGGAUGACUAGCACUCUGCCCUCCCUCCCUCGCAUUCCUUCUCGACACAUUCACGGCUUGGGCUCGGCCAGAGCAGCGGACGUCGAGCAGGCAGCGAUUCCUUUCAGACGGAGGCUUGCGAGCACGGAGUGUUGUUUUACUGCCGGCUCAACCAUUGUACCAUAUGAUACCCUAGCAAGUGGAUUCGAGGGUCGACUGUACAAGUUGUGUCAAGUCGGCUCGUUUCAUACCUCCGGCAUAAGUUGGGGGAGGGCCAAACCUGCACCUCUUUACGAAACGAUCGUAUCUGAUAUUCGAGAGGAAGUGAAGCAGGCCUUGUGUCAGUUCAUGCAACAGGAUCUGAAAGUGGAGAAGAAACUUGCUGCGCAGAUUAUAAAUAACAGUCCUGAUUACGUGAACAAGCUUGUGGAAAAGCUGAAGCCUACCGUGCAGCCCCACACGAACCUGAACCUGAUGGUGAGGGAGGUGCUGGCCGAGGCCAAGUUUAAGGGUGUGGAACCGUACUUCGAAAGUAUAGGAUUCACUCCUCAGGAGAUAGAGAAGGUGAGCAUGUAUUCGAGAUCUGGCCUUGCCGGUGUCAUUGCGAAGGUUAAUCUGAUCAAAUCUAUCGGGAUAAGGCCAGAAGAGAUCCCCAGGGUGGUCACAAUAAACCCAAGAUCUCUUAGUAACGCUUUGAAAAGUCAAGAAGUGAAGGUCCAUUACUUGAAGCAGUUAGGCCUGUCGUUCGACGAUAUUCGCAAACUCGUGGUGUCGUAUCCGAAGGCUCUCAGUUUCGGCUUGAAGAAUGGCAGUUUGCCUCUUGUAGACUUUCUGAGGUCCAAGGGCGUGAAUACUAGUGAAAUUGGGAAAGUAGUGGUUCGGUGUCCACAGCUCCUUACUUUGAAUGUGGAGAGGAAAUUGCAACCAGCAAUCGAGAUUCUGGGAAGUGUUGGAAUCACAGGGAGCAACUUGGCUAGAGUUCUGGUGACUCAGCCCUCCCUCCUGAGGCGGAGAUUAGGAGCAAACAUUGAAUACUGUCGAAAGUUGGGACUAGAUGCGAAACCUGGAGUCAUAGCAAGGCUUCUUGUAACCUGUCCUAAUUUCAGCGAAGAUGGAUGCAAGGCGCGGAUGAGCUAUCUGGAAAGUACUGGCUUGACAAAGGAGCAGGUUGUUACCAUGAUCAUAAAGAAUCCGGCUUGGUUAAGCUUCAAUGUUGAAAGUUCAUUGUCUUUGAAGGUCAAUUAUCUGGUCAAUGUGAUGGGAAGGUCUGUCCAGGAACUGGUGACAGCUUCUACCUUUCUGACCAUGAGUUUAGAGAACCGUAUAAUGCCUAGGUGGACAGUACUCUCUGCCAUGGAAAAGGUUGGUCUGUUGAAGAAAACGUACAGUUUGAGCACUCUUGUGACCUGGAGUGACGAUUAUUUCUACGAGCGCUUCGUCGACAAAUGUCCGAAAGAGAUCAAGAAAUUGUGGUUUGCUCCAUCAUGUGCAGAGGAAGAUAAUCUGCCUAAGGACCAGCAACCCGUAGCCUGAUUCAUUAGGUCAAUAAAAAUUCAAGGACUUUUGUAAGCACUGGAUCUGGUCGAAUGGCGAGGGUACGGAUAUUCACUGCACCAAUUUCCAGGUGCUUUCGUCUCGAAUGAGUUGUGGAAAAGGUCUGAUACUUCUAAACAGUGCAUGGCGUGAAGAAAAGUGAAAGCUGCAUCCUAGGCCUUGAAGUCAGUGAUAUGCCUUUUGCAGAAGUUGGGUCUGAAUGAGGAGGCGUAUGCCCUGGGAUGGAGGACGUGACUCUGUGCUUGCAUUUUGUCAUCUAGUCCGAUGGCGUCUGGCCUGUAUAUUUCUUUCAUUUCGGAUUUCAUAGCAGCCUUUGGACAAGUGCUCACAUUUUGAGCCAUAGUACCCAGAUGUCUCUGAAACAAGUUCUUGUGUACAACCAGUCGGCCCAUAUCGUACGGGAGGGACCCCUGACUAUAAUGUCACUGUAGAGGAUCUAUUGAUUUAGCAUGACGAGACAAGCAGUCGAAGUUCAGAACUGUUUAAGUGGUGUUACUGUCUGUACACUGCACUCUCUGCUCUGGGUAUCUAAUCCAUCAACAUCUACCUUACAUGCUCUUCUUUGCCAGCAUAGUUACAUCUUUCAGCUCGGCUACUGAUUUCCCUGCUCUCCUUACUUUUUGAGAACUUAUCAUCAUUAUCUGGUAACUAUCAGAUAAUAAUGGAAUUAUUUCGGUACUUGAAGAUUACGUAUCGGUUGCUUGUUUUCUGAUUUCUCUAAUUUGAGGGAUGAUCAUCGUUCGAUACCA
This is a messenger RNA of Marchantia polymorpha subsp. ruderalis, 2931 nucleotides long. Lineage: Eukaryota; Viridiplantae; Streptophyta; Marchantiopsida; Marchantiales; Marchantiaceae. The record is from the annotation of a GenBank genome assembly.